CCACGUCACUCACAAGAUUUAACCCCGAAUAGGAUGUAGUGUCCAUGAUUAUCGACUGGCAGGCAAUAAGAGCCAGGAAAUUUGAACUCUAUCAAGGCAUCUACCACUCAUAACACAAUGUUCAUCGUUGAUGUUUGCUUUCCUGCUCACAUUGCGGGGAAUACAGCCAAAGGUGCGACCCCUGGUUCUGAUGUUGACAUGGAGUUCAUGAACCUUAGUUCACAUGUAUUAUGGCUGUCAUUAUUUUACACAAAAAUCGACAUGCCACGCUUUUUAUUUUAUUUUAUUUUUUAUUGCGCACAGCUCCUUGGCCUUUGGCUAUCGAAGUUGCUUGCACAUCAGAAGUAUGAACUCGACCGAAUGUUUUGAAUUUGGUCUUUACCACUCGAAAUCCGGAAUCUCUCUCUUAUGCAACGCAUAUAAACUGGUCUGCUCUUUGAAGAGUAUCUCAGCUCGGGCUUGCUCAUCUAUCAUUUGGCAAGACUUCGAAGCCACAACGGUUUCAUUGCUAAAUUUAAUCUUUGCGCAACAUAUCUCAACUAAUUCUACCAAGCUAAUACCGUGUACUAACUAUAGGAGGUGGUUAAGCAUUACACAUAGGUGCUCGCCUUCGGUCUCCGCAUUAAUCAAGCUGAUGUUCUUUUAGGAUCAGAUACUGAUGUUGGCAAUUAGCUGAUAGACGGCUAUAUCCAACGACCCUGAGGCCAAGGAUGUCAUCGUCAUUCCUCUUUAGGUUUAGCUGGUCUGAAGCUAAAAAGUCCCAUGAAAGUCUUGA
Messenger RNA from Fusarium redolens, 775 nucleotides. RefSeq lists its product as uncharacterized. The transcript has 3 exons. Bases 224 to 646 code for a protein of 140 amino acids. Lineage: Eukaryota; Fungi; Ascomycota; Sordariomycetes; Hypocreales; Nectriaceae. The record is from RefSeq and is a predicted model, not a curated record.